CAUGAUCGUCUCACUCGUCGCCAGCAUGGUCCUUUCGAUCGCCAUCUACGCCAUGUGGCACGUGCUCGAAGUUUCUUACCGGCACAAGGCCGGAGCCCUGCUCAAGGCCGAGAACGACAGCGCGACCAAGCCGGCAAAGGUGAGCGGCCGGCCAACGCAAGCGACCGCGCCGUCGCUCGUCUGCACGUCGCCCAGCUGCGAACAGUUCUCCAGCAUCUUCCAGGACGCACUCUCCUACGACCAGGAACCCUGUUCGGACUUCUACCAGUUCGUCUGCAAGCGCUGGAGCUUGCGGCUGCCGCACGAGUACACCGUCAAGGCGGAACACCGGCACCGCAUCGUCGCGCUCAUGAGCCGCGUCCUGGACGAGCUCCCGCACUCCGUGGCUACCAGCCCCUCGGAGGCGAAGGCGGUCGACCUGUACUGGACCUGCAUGCAGCCGAAGCGCAACGUGGAGGCGCUCAGGGAGUUCAUGCGCAUCGAGGGCGUCACCCUGGACGAUGAUGACGAGUCGGGCGAGCACCCGCUGAAGCACAUUGUGCACCUGAACGUCCACUACGGCUUCGAGACGAUCUUCAACGUCGGACGAGGCCGGAGUGACGCCGUCGCCCAGUGCAGCGGCGCCAACUGGACGUUCGUGUUCGAGAAGGUCGACGUCCACACGCACGCGCCCUUCAUCGAAGACCUGACGGGCAGCGCCCACUUCAUCAAGAGGGCGUUCGAGCUAGUGAAGGGGAAGGAAAUUCCCGCAGCAGUGCUCCGCGACAUCAUCCGCGUCGACGCGUUCCUGGUGAGCCUGCUUCACCGCUUCACCUGGUUGCCCGUGAGAAGAGCGUUCCAGCUCGGAAAAGGAGGCUUCUUCGCGGCCAAUGUGACCGUGGCCGACAUGUUCCUCUACCUCGGCGAGACGCUGGACAUCCAGUUCGACGUCGAGGACUGCAUAGUGGUCGCGUCGAUCCACAUUAUCCAGCUGGUCGAAGAGAUUCUCUCAAAGUUCAGCACGACGCAGCUGAACAGGUACGUGCAGUGGUCGGUGCUGCGUCGCAUCGUUCCCAUCGCCGAGCCGACCCUCCUGGAGCCAAUGGAGCUGCGGCACUACUACUGCUACACCACGCUGGAGCGACUGCUGCGCUACGCACUAUCCAGACGCUUCCUGGAUAGCGUCGGGGCGGCCGGAGGUGCCGCGACGCGCGAGGCCUCAGCCAUGAUCAACAUCAUCCUGCGCUCAACUCUCUCCUUGGUCGACGCAAGCAGCUGGAUGAGCGUGAGCCAGAAGAUCAGUAUUCGCCUGGCACUGACCAAGAAAGCGCGCGUUACAGACUACCAUCUCUCGCAAGAGCUUGAUUGCCUGCAGGACUACUCUGAGAACAUAACCAGCGCCAACGCUCUUCUCGCUUGGGCCACAGCGGCGUCAACGAUCAGGUCUUGCCAGCUGAACAGGACGUCGCCGUCGCACGCGUUACCGAUGAGCACCGAGGUGACGUUCAGUUCGGAGGGACACACGCUGUCCGUGCCGGAGGCGCUGCUGAUGCCGCCAUUCUUCGGCUCCGACGGCCUUCCUGGGAUCAACUAUGGCGCCCUUGGUUUGGCCGCGUCCAGCGCGUUGAUGGGACUCCUGGAGCUGCACUUGUCGGGUGACCGACAAUAUUCGGGGGACUCCGAUGGCGAAGGCGGCUUUGGCAGCCGAUUAGAAUGCCUGAAAAAGGCCUACCAGGAAGACAUGCGCGUCGACCGAGGCACGCUGAACAAGAUGGCCGCGCUGCGAGACUUCGUGGGGCUCCUGCCCGCGUAUCGGGCCUUCGUGUCGUCGGCGUCCGCACAGCGACUCAAGGGCCUCGGGUGGAUGAGCGAGGAGCAGCUGUUCUUCGUGGCCUUCUGCUACCAGCAGUGCGAGAACGUGGGCGACGAGCGGACCUCGAAGGCGCUGCCCGUCGCCGCCUACCGCUGCAACGUGCCGCUCAGGCACACGCCGCAGUUUGCGGACGCGUUCAACUGCUCGCUGGGAUCGCCGAUGGUGUCGCCCGAACGGUGCACUUUCUGGGACGAAGCCUUGGAUCAAGCCACGACGCGAGCAGCGAGAAGAUCGGACGCAUCCCACUGACACACGCGCCAC
Messenger RNA from Dermacentor andersoni, 2113 nucleotides. Its product is annotated as membrane metallo-endopeptidase-like 1. Gene Ontology annotation, molecular function: metalloendopeptidase activity. The record is from RefSeq and is a predicted model, not a curated record. Gene Ontology annotation, biological process: protein processing. NCBI's taxonomy places the organism in Eukaryota, Metazoa, Arthropoda, Arachnida, Ixodida, Ixodidae. Gene Ontology annotation, cellular component: plasma membrane.